Molecule: messenger RNA, 943 nt
Organism: Vanrija pseudolonga
Lineage: Eukaryota; Fungi; Basidiomycota; Tremellomycetes; Trichosporonales; Trichosporonaceae
Gene: SPBC3H7.04
Product: Putative 37S ribosomal protein S26B, mitochondrial
Exons: 3
Coding region: 17-904 (295 amino acids)
Molecular function (GO): superoxide dismutase activity
Source: RefSeq, a predicted model, not a curated record
CAUCAACACACACACAAUGUCGGUCCGCCCGCUCCUCGCCUCGACGUCCCGCCUCGCGACCGCAGCGACACGCAGGGGCAUCAUCUCCCCUUCUGCUGCCGCCGCGGCUCCUUCCUCGUCGUCCUCCAAGGGCGCCGCUGGCGGGGUCGACGCGCGCAUCUUCUCCGGCAUCGACGGGUUCCUCGGCGCCAAGGAGGUGCAGCGGCUCGACGAGUGGCAGGGCGGUCUUUGGGGGAGGUUACAGGAGGAGGUUCGGUCCAACCCCCGCCUCGCGCCCAUCCGCCUCAAGUGGGACAACGACCGCUUCGACGUCGCCGAGCUGCUUGCGUUCUCUGCGCGCGAGCCGAGCCUGAGCCUUGCGUUCAACUAUGCCAGUCUGUUGGUUAACAACUCGUACUUUUUGGAGGGUCUGAACCCCGACACCCCCAAGCCCGUCCCGGCGCAGUUCGCGCCGCUCGAGGACCGCGUGGCGUCGUACGCGAGCGGCAUCAUCGGCUCGGGCUGGCUGUGGCUCGUCAAGGCCGGCGAGGAGAUUGGCGACUUUGACGUCGUGCCGACGUUUGCGGCCGGCAGUCUGCUCGUCACGGCGCGCGCCCAGCGCGGACGGGACGGCGCGCUGCCGCUGUUCGGCACGCCGGCGACCUCUGGCGCCGAGGCCGAGGCGGCUGCGCCCGCGGCUGAGGCUUCGCCCGCCGCUGCCGCUGACGCUCCCGCGGCGCCGCGCUACGCGCGCAAGAAGGCCACGGCCGAGGUCACGCCGCUUGCCGUCCUCAACCUCUUCGAGCUGGCGUACCUUGGCGACAAGUACGGCGUGUUCGCCCGCGAGCAGUACGCGCGCGACUGGUUCAAGAGCCUCGACUGGGACAAGGUGGCCAAGCGCAACGGCCAGUUUGGUGCGUUUUAAGCAGUAGCAGUAGAGACAGACAUGCAUUGCAUCGGGGUG